Melopsittacus undulatus (budgerigar) is the source of this 2323-nucleotide messenger RNA. RefSeq names its product cornichon family member 1 (gene CNIH1). The record is from RefSeq and is a predicted model, not a curated record. Gene Ontology annotation, cellular component: COPII-coated ER to Golgi transport vesicle; endoplasmic reticulum membrane. The transcript is spliced from 5 exons. Lineage: Eukaryota; Metazoa; Chordata; Aves; Psittaciformes; Psittaculidae. Gene Ontology annotation, biological process: endoplasmic reticulum to Golgi vesicle-mediated transport. The coding region runs from base 79 to 513 and encodes 144 amino acids.
CCUCCCGGCGGUGAAUGCCCGCUCCCGGCUCUCCCCGCGCUGCUUCCAGCCCGCCGCGGUUCGCCGGGCCCCGCCGCCAUGGCCUUCACGUUCGCCGCUUUCUGCUAUAUGCUGGCGCUGCUGCUCACCGCCGCGCUCAUCUUCUUCGCCAUCUGGCAUAUUAUAGCAUUUGAUGAAUUGAAGACUGAUUACAAGAAUCCCAUAGACCAAUGUAAUACACUCAAUCCUCUUGUACUUCCAGAAUACCUCAUCCAUGCAUUCUUCUGUGUUAUGUUUCUCUGUGCAGCAGAGUGGCUUACGCUGGGUCUCAAUAUGCCUUUGCUGGCUUAUCAUAUUUGGAGAUACAUGAGUAGACCUGUGAUGAGUGGCCCUGGUCUGUAUGAUCCUACAACCAUCAUGAAUGCAGAUAUAUUAGCCUAUUGCCAGAAAGAAGGAUGGUGCAAAUUAGCAUUCUACCUUCUAUCAUUUUUUUACUACUUAUAUGGCAUGAUUUAUGUUCUGGUGAGCUCUUAAGAAGGCAUUCAGCAAGCUUCCUUCCAGCUAAGUGCAUGCAAAAGCCACAAAACAUGGAUUCUUUACAACGAGAACCUCUUACCAAGAUUAAACACGGAAACUGGUGAUCGCAUUUGUGUUAGAAAACAAUGACCCCUCUUUUUAAAACAUUUCCACAUUUUAUACUUGUGGAAAGACUGUUUUCUUAUAUUUUACUGGGACACUGAAAUGAAUGAAUUAUGUGUAAAUUAAUACAAAGGUUACUGGUUUUGAGAAGUUUUGACUUCGCAUUCCACAAGGAAUAGCUCUAAUCUCCACAUAGGUAUUGGUUACUGACUAGCCUUAGCACACUAGGGGGCUCCUUUAGGCUGGGCUUUGUAGUGGCUCAUGUGGACUUGCAUAUCCCACUGUAACUAAAUCAGCUGUAGGUGCUGAGGGCUUGGGAAGGACUGGAAGUGCUGUCUGUGCUUUACCUGUAGGUGACGUUGGUCUUAGGAGAUGAAUUCAUGGACACAGUUGCUAAAGUAAGAGUUUUAUUUUGGUUUAUUUUGGGUUUUGUUUUCUUUCUAUCUUAAUUUUCCUUGUAUAUGCAUGGUUCAGAGAGUUCUGUAUUUUCUCCAAACAUUAACCUUGCUUUCAUCUUGAGUAUCUGUCAUUGUGAUAGAAGUUGAAUUGUCCACAAAGGAAUGAAUUUAAAUGAUGACGGUUGUUUUUGUUAAUGUGUGUGCUGUCUUAUUAACAAAUGGACAAAUCUGCAACAUUUAUUGAGUCCAGUGACGAAAAUACUCGAGUUACUUUUUGAGUAACUUUUCACUGUGGUUAAAACCCAGCCAGUAACUCAGCACCAGGCAGCUGCUCGCUCGCUCUGCCUUUCCCCCUCCCCUAAGCAGGAUGGGGAGGAGAAUCAAAAGAGUGUAACCCCCACGGAUUGAGAUAAGGACAAUCCAAUAACUAAAAUAAAAAACAGUGAUAAAAGCAAGAAUAAUAACAAUAAUAGACAAGAAAUGAAAGCUCAGAAAACACAAGUGAUGCACAAUCUAAUUGCUCAGCCUGACCCAAGCAGUGAUCGGUCCCUUCCGGGUGACUACCCCCAGUUUCUAUACUGGGCAUGACAUGCUGUGGUAUGGAGUACCCCUUUGGCUAGUUUGGGUCAGGUGUCCUGUCUCUGCUCCAUCCUGGAUUCCUGUGCCCCUCCUCAGAGCAAGAGACUGAAAAGUCCUUGAUUGGGGGUAAACAGAAAGCAACAAUUGAAACACCAGUGUGUUGUCAGCAUUGUUCUCAGACUAAAGCCCAAACAUAGCACUGCACCAGCUACUAGGGAGAAAAUUAACUAUAUCCCAGCUGAAACCAGGACACUUGUGAAAUUUCUCUUGAAUAAUACUACAGACCUUUUCAAAGCAGAAAGUGGGAUUGUGAAGCUGCCCUGCUGUUCCUUAGUGCAAUAAAUAAUGAUAAUUACAAAAUUAUUCUCAAAUUCAGAAACACUUAUUUUUACUUGGUGCCUUGGGUUGUUUUUGGACAGAACAGCUACUUGCAAUGUUCACCUCUUAGUUUUAUGAUGGAUAAUUACAUACCUUUUGAAAACAGAACACUGAAUCAAAUUAUGCCUGGAAAAGGGAAGCUCUGCUUUCCUGCUUUUAUUCCUGGGUCUGCAGAUAAAUGGUAGAUGGGGUGGGGGUAAAGAUGUUUCAGAUAAACUGAUAAUACUGCAUUGUAAAUUGUGACUGUGAACAGCCGAAUUUAGGAGUAAUACUUAGGAAUCUGUUUCAUUUACCUGUGCUGGAGAAUAAUGAGUAGGUGCCCAGUUUUAGUAAAAUGUCUUUUUGUUUAA